Sitophilus oryzae (rice weevil) is the source of this 4100-nucleotide messenger RNA. Its product is annotated as hexosaminidase D-like. Gene Ontology annotation, biological process: carbohydrate metabolic process. The record is from RefSeq and is a predicted model, not a curated record. Gene Ontology annotation, molecular function: hexosaminidase activity. The transcript has 13 exons. The coding region runs from base 425 to 2332 and encodes 635 amino acids. Lineage: Eukaryota; Metazoa; Arthropoda; Insecta; Coleoptera; Curculionidae.
UCCUGCUCUAAAUUAGAAAGAGAACAAAAUAUAACGAGUAAACAAAUCAACAAAUCGAAAGAAUCCUUUUAAAGAGCGUUGUCUUCUGUGGUUUUUAUGUCUGUUUUUAUUUAAAAAAAAUAAAGAUCUUUGUUUUGCAAAAAGAACUUCCUUAAAAGAUUUACGAACCAUGGGCCCUGUUUGUGAAGUUAAAACAAAGUAACAGUCUGAAGAUAUUUGAUAAAAUACAGUUUAAUACAUUAAUUCUGCUUGUUGCAUCGAUUUUUUGUCAAUAUGAAGUGGUAAAUGUUAAAUAAUUGAAUAUUUAUGCUUAAGUAUCUUUGUAACUGGUACAGGGAUUAUAUAACUAUAUAAUAUCCAGUACAAAGAUGUGAAUUUCAAGUGUGGGUAUUUUGUAGAAGAGAAAGUCUGUAAGACCUUUUGUAUGGAGUCAGAGAAGAAUAAUAUGAACAAUUUUGUAUAUAGAGUAGGUUUUACAGCAUGGAGAAAGAAAACCACAAUUCUAGUCGGUGCAGGUCUUUUAACCCUGAUCCUCUUUGGAUUACAAUUCUCUGUGAUCGACCAUAGACCCAUUAAUUUACAACCAGAUGAAAAAGAUGAAGCUUUUCUACAAAGUAUUAAAGUAAAAUUUAUCGAAGCUGCCAAUCUGAAUAGUAAGGAUAGAGGGAAUAACAUUAUUCCUCACGCCCAGGCAUUUAAGGAUAAUGACAUGGAUAGAUUAAGGCAUUUAGAUCAGCCAAGUAGAGAUGAAAUAGCUAAAAGGCAAAUGGAAAAAUCUAUAGAAGAAACGGACGAGCAACUAGGAAUCCCCUAUGUAAAUGACAAUUCGAAAAAGCCAUACGUUCCAAAUCAUAGAAUAGUUCAUUUUGAUUUAAAAGGAGCACCGCCUACCAUAAUGUACUUUAAGAAAAUAAUGUCUUUGGCCAAAAAUGUCGGUGCUACAGGACUUUUAAUAGAAUAUGAAGAUAUGUUUCCGUAUACAGGGAUUUUAAAACCUUUAUCAGCCAAAAAUGCUUACACUGUUGAAGAAGUAAAGGAAAUAUUAAAAUAUGCUCAAGAUCUCAAAUUAGAAGUAAUACCUCUUAUACAAACCUUUGGGCAUAUGGAGUUUGCCCUUAAACAUAAAGAGUUUGCUAAUAUAAGGGAAGUUCCAGGUAGUCCUCAAGCAUUAUGUCCUAGCAGGAAUGCUUCUUUUGAUUUAAUUAGAGAAUUAAUAAGCCAGGUAGUUGAUAUGCACCCUACAAGCAAAUACCUCCACAUUGGAUGCGACGAAGUGUUUGAAAUGGGUGAAUGUGAAGUUUGCAGGAUGGAGCUACAUGAAACGUUGUUUUUGAGACAUGUACAAAACGUUGCCAAUAUUGUUAAUGAGAAGAAACCCAAUCUCAAGAUAAUCAUUUGGGAUGAUAUGUUAAGGCAUAUCUCGUCACAAAACCUUCAGGCUGCCAAUUUAGGUGAUCUAGUACAACCGAUGGUUUGGGUGUAUGCUGAGGAUAUUUAUAGAUUUGUUCAGCCACCUAUUUGGGAUAAAUAUGCUGCAGUGUUUAAAACAGCAUGGACUGCAUCAGCUUUUAAAGGUGCUUUUGGAGAGACUCUAUACAUACCAAACGCUAAGCGACAUCUUGAAAAUAACAUGAGGUGGUUAGAAGUGAUGUCAACUCAGUCGACAAUAUUUAAGCACAAUCUAGGAGGGAUAGUUUUAACAGGUUGGCAAAGGUAUGAUCAUUUCGCCGUCCUUUGUGAACUUUUACCUGCAGCUAUACCAUCAUUAGUUCUAAAUUUACUAGCAACAAGCAACGGGUUUUUCAACGCCACUUUAAAGGACCAAUUUUUAAGUAAUCUAAACUGCCCACAACCGGGAGACAGACGAUCGUCUCCAUUUUUAAAUCUGGAAGGAGAUCCAAAGAUGUGGGAAAAACUUUCCAGAUGCAUGUUUCCAGGGAAUGGAUUUUUCAAAUUGAUGUACAGACUUCAUAAUAUAGAAAACGAAGCCAAAGAAUACAUUGACAUGGCUACAAAACACAAGGGUUGGUUGACUGAUUACAAUGCCAAAUAUAACUACAGUCUACCGCUGCGUGUGGAAGAACUUACUCAGGACCUUCCCAGGGUUUACCAUGGUAUGGUAUCAUUAGCAAGAAAUGCUGCCGAUUCUUUAAAUGGUUUAGUAGACAACUACACCAUCUCAGAGUGGAUAGAGCAAAGGAUCUAUCCAUACAUGGUCGAACUAGAAAAGAUACAGAACAAAAGUACCAACUUAAAAGGAGUGAACUACUGGCCAGCUAGACCGCUACCGAUGCUGAAAGAGUUACAAAAACACGGUAUAGCCAUUGGUUAAGUUUGUCAAGACUUAUAUGACUUCAUUUGACCAAUAUAAGUAAUGAGGUAGGACUGAAUAAGUUGUUUUUGAACAUUUUUACCGAUACUGGAUCUUAAAAGGAAUCUUGAAUAUGCUGUGAAUAUUUUUUUAUUCUCUUUUUGCCAUUUAUUUUAAUUUAUGUACUCUAUGAAUAUAAAUUACUAUAAUUAAGCGAAUUCACGCAUUGUCAGUUACAUUUAUUUUCAGUUGUUAUAAGUAUAUUUAUUUACAAGUGCGGCAUACCAUCGAAAAAAAAACAGCGUCAAUUAGCCUAAAAUAACAUUGAAUGGUGAUUUCUGUUGGGUCGAUUCCUGUAUGCCAUUUGUUAAAAAAUUGACAUAUAAACUUCAUAAUAAUUAAUAUUUGAAUGGAAAAAAAUCUUAGUUUUAUUCUAUUUUUUAACCAAUGCCUACUACUACUACUAAUACGAUGUCUAGGAGUUGAUUCGACAAUAAGACAUUGUCAUUGGCCAUCAAUUCAAAGGCUACUCUGACCCUUUUUUCUCUCUAUCAUUUGGUACUUGUAUUUUAAGUCUUGUUUGUUAUUUUAGGAUAUGCCUUACAUAAAAGACCAACCAACUGACAUAAAUAUCAUUUAUUUUGAGUUUUACUAUAUCAGUCUGACAGCUAUUCUUUAGUUAUUUGUUCUUGUAUUUUAUUAAUUAUUUAUGUUUUUUUAAGAAUUCGCAAUAGACGUAGUCAAACUCAAACUAAAAUGAUAUUUCUGUGGCUACUGUGACAGUAUUUUUUUUAAUCUCAUUAUAUACUAAAUCUGAAAAAAAAAUACUUCUGUUUUAUCUGUCAUUUCUAGAACUCGCUAAUUAUAAUGAUUUAUGUUCAUAUUGUAGGUACUUCUUGCGUUUAGUAUCGUAUCUUUAAUGAAUUGUUUAGAAAUGUAGAAGCACAAAUAAAGUCGACUUAAUAUGAAUAGACGAACCUAAUUUAGUUGUUUUGAAACCUAUGGUAGUUUUACCUAAAAUUUCUAAACAUUUAGUUCUAAAAAAGCACAAAAAUAAUGUUUUUUUUUAAUGAGACUGAUUUAUAUGUAUGUUUUUUACUCUUUUUUUGGUAUUUUAUUUUACUCUACUGAUUUUGAUAAUUUUAUGAAGUUAUAAAAUAUAAUAGAAUGUAGUUGAAAAUAUAAUUGUAAUUCUAGUUUAAACUAUGAUGAGGUUAGUGCAAAAUUAUCACAUUAUUUUGUGAAACAUUUUUUCGAGUAUAUACAGGGUGUUUAAGUGUUUCAUGUCGACUUCCGAUCGUUCAUUGCCAUAAUUUUUCACUCAAUUGCACUGUUUACUUUUAAAUAUAAAUUUAUACAAAACUUUUCUUAUAUUAGGGCUGUGUUUUUUUCUAUAAUUUCAUAUCUAGUUAUCUCGUAAUUAUUGGAUUGGCUAUUUCACAUUGAAAUACUUUUUUCACGAUACGUAGAAUGAGAAACUUACGAGUAGUUCAAAUGUACCGUCUCGAAUACUUUUCGUUUUUCGUCUGGAUGUUUUUUGAAUAAUAUACAUGUAGUGUAAUUAAAUGUGGUUAUAUCAUAUUCUAAAUAGGAAAGAAUUGUUGGGGUUUUGAUUAUAUCAUUAUAAGAGACGAUAAAAUGUUGAAAAUUACAAAAUUAUAUGUUUUCAGUAUUAGAUGCAAAAUACGUACUGUUAGAAUCAUUAAAAGGUUUACUGUUAUUUUUAGAAACAUUAACUGUAGCUAACCGUAAAUGAAUGAUUUAAAUACAAUAAAUAAUUAUCACACGA